This is a messenger RNA of Dujonia railenensis, 2217 nucleotides long. The record is from the annotation of a GenBank genome assembly. NCBI's taxonomy places the organism in Eukaryota, Fungi, Ascomycota, Pichiomycetes, Serinales, Debaryomycetaceae.
AUGAUCAAAUCUGACACAUCAAAUCAACUCGACCUACAUUCAUAUCUCCCACCAUAUCGCUCCUUGUUGUCACCACAUGCCAGAUAUGACUACAGGACACAUACAUUGAUCCCCAUAACGCAAAACGACUGGUCGUUGCCGUUCCUUGUGGGGUCAAGUGCUGCUGCUGCAGCGGCUGCCUCUUCUUCGUCUUCUUCUGGUAGUACACCUAACAACAACAGUGGUACAAAGUCAAAGUUCAAGAUGAAGUAUAAAUCUUUGCUAAGUGACGUAUCAAGGAGAACUUCGAUCUUAUCGUUGCGCAAGAAUCUUGACCAAGACUUCCAGCCCAUCAAGACAUCUACCAGCAACAGCUUCAACAACGCAAACAGUAAUAUUGUCAGCCACAGUAGUGCAAAGCUGCAAGUACCAGUGCAGCUCAAAAAUCUCCCAAUCGAAAUCCUUGAACAUAUUUUGGAAUUUGUGGAUGAUUUUGAAGACUAUAAGUGUUGUUUGCUCAUCAACAAGCAGUUCUAUCAAUUGACUAAGCCAUUGUUUUAUAGAUCCUUGUCGUUCACUUCAACUUACAAGUUUGCACUGUUUGUCACGUAUUUGAGACUCAAUUCUGAAGUUGGAUGCUAUGUUAAGGAGAUCGAUUUAUCCGGCAUUAAACCAAGCAAUUUUGGGAUUGACGAAGAGGACGAGGAAAUCGAAGAGGAAACUGAACACAGAAGAGGUUUUCCAGUUACCGUCCACGGUGGGAGACGGUCAUUGGAUGAAUAUCAACUACAUCAUGAGGAGCAUACUGAUCGUAACUACCAAUUUGUAUUGGCAGGCUGGAGAGAUUGGAAGUUUAAAUCAAACCCAUUGUAUUCAACUCACCAGCCAUCUACACCUGCUUCUUCUGUAGCUGGUUCCACUUCAGGUAAUCUCACCAAGAUUCGAUCAAAUAGUCAAGCUCUGGCUAGAUCGUUGGCAUAUUCCGUAAGAACUAACCACACUACGACGAACUCUUCUAAUAUGUCGUCCUCGUCUAAGAUUGUUAGACUUUCAAAGUACUUCAAGAAUAGGAAAAGGCAAAGGAUUAUCUUUGAUAAGCGCAACAGUGUGUCUCCUAUUGUGUUAAAUUUGUCCUCGCCAUCUGUGACAUCAUUAGCCAAUUCUAGAAGACUUGUUCAACAACCCCACCCUUCCAUGAAUAAAUUCCUUUUCAACUAUUCAUCUUAUAAGGAUAUACCAAUUGGAUAUGUAUUGCACACGUUAAAUCUUUGCCCCAAUCUUGUAUCCAUAAACUUAGCAAAUCUCUCACUUUCAGCCGACUAUGAAAUAGAUCCUAAGAUGGCGUACAAAUAUCAAACUUAUGAUUUAAUGAACAACUACUCGAAAGAUUUAGCAUUUACUAUCAAUAAGUUAAUGGCAGCCCCUAUAAAUAGUGACGAAAGUAUUUAUAGUGGUCAAUUUCUGCUUAGAGGAACUACUGCAUUAAGUGGUAGUGUAAAUGGGGAUAGGGAUUCCUUAAAGAGCUUUCAAUUCUCUGCUGCGAGCAUUAAAUCAGCAAUUCAGCUGAACCAUUUGAUUGGCAACAAUAGCAACAACUUUAGCGCACCUAUUAACAGUAGCAUUAUUGGCAGCUCCUCAGCAUCGUCUCUUUAUUCAUUCCAUCCCCCUACUCGUCCUCGCUACAAUAGCUUACUACCACCUUUACCACAAUCUUCCGUAGAUACAUCCUAUACUAAGAAGGGUGAUGGUAAAGUUUUCCUUUCAGAUUUAAAUUUAAAAUCUAUAAACAACAAUUACCUUACGAGAAUACAAGAAAAGGAACUUCUAACUACUUUAGCCAAAAUUCAUUCCAAUAGAUUUGGGAUUUAUAAUACGUUGAAGUAUGUUAACUUCUCUUCAAUGAUUUGGCUCACUAAAGGCUCAGUGAGAGACUUCAUUUCUGAAUUCCUUAGUGAUGAUCCUUGUAUGAUGAGUGAUGAUGACGAUGAGAGUAGUUUAGAUACGUCGUCUGUUAUCUCCAGUUGUGAUGAUCGUUGCUACCAAGAUCUUGUAAUAGAUUUGACUGACUCCGGAAUGUAUAAGAACCUUCUGUGGGCUAAAAGGAUUGAUUUAAAACUGGUUCAAGGAUUCAGAUUGGCCACUAAGAUUGUUAGAGAUGAAGUCUUAGAUGUGAAUGAGUAUAACACGAGAAGAGAUCAGGUGAGGAGGGGAAGAAUCGGAGAGAAUUAUUUUAGCUAA